AUGGAGACAGCUCGUGGUAUAUCUAACAUGGUAGUCAACGCAAUCUUGCCCUGUUUAACAUUUAAUAAAAUCGUUACAAGUAUAUCAUGGAAGGAUAUAAAGGAAAUCGGUGUCAUCGUAUUAUCAGCCAUAUUAUUAUUCUCAAUUGGUGGAGCAUGUUCCAUGAUUACAAAUUAUACUACUCCGGUUCCAAAGAAAUGGUUCUGGGGUCUUCUAUUCGCAGGAAUAUUCCCUAAUAUCUCUGAUUUACCAAUCGCUUAUCUACAAAGUAUGGGGAAUGGUACCAUUUUUACUGAAGAACAAUCUGAAAAAGGUGUCGCAUUUUGUUGUAUCUUUUUGUUCACUCAAAGUUUCUUAAUGAUGAAUUUUGGUAUGUGGAGAAUAGUGGGUUUAGAUUUUACAGAAAGAGGUAAGAAAAAAGACAACGAUAUCGAAAAGGGUACAUCCACACCAACUACACAUAAAACGGACUUUGAGAAAGUUCAUGAUGAUUUAAAUAAUGAUGCUAAAAUUGAUACUCCUAAUAACGUUAAAGUGGGCAAAUCUUCACAUAUGGAAUAUGAUCGUAUGACUGGUUCCCUUGCUAAUAGUUUGAGUGAUCAAGUCUCGGAAGAGGCACUAAGUGAAGUAAGUACCGAUGAAGUGUUAUCAGAUGAUGAUGGUAAUACUGAGGGCCAUACUAAUAAUUAUUACGUUCAAAAAUAUUUCAGUGAUGAUGACUCUUCAGGAGGAGAAAAAAUACCCGGUAUGCCUAAUGCAUAUUUAAGAAAUGUCAGAAAUGGUGAUUCUGGUUCUAAUUCUAAUUCAUACAAAGUUUCUAAAAUUAUUUCAUCACCAAGUAUAUUAGAAACAAUUGGGAUUCGAGAGGUUCCUUAUAAAAGUCGUCAUUAUACAACAAGAAACUUAAACAAUCGAAGUAGUAACAAAAAUUUAAGAAGAAGAAGAAGGAGGUUAACAAUGGAUGAUAUGAUUGCUGAAUAUAGUGCGGUUGAUAAGAUGAAGCAAGGAGACCUUGACUUAUCAAGACCGUUAUCAUUGAUUGAAGAUAUAGGUGAAACAAAUACGUCAAUUGGCCUUGUAGGAGGACGUCACUUGGAUGAUGAAGCUGAUGACGAGAAUUAUGGAAGAGUAAUUACCUCACAUAGUGAUAAUGGUAACAUUGAAACACAUCCUUCUAAAUAUGAAACAUUCAAAAGAAACUUUAAUGAAUUUAUUAAGAAACAUAACUUGGGUUGGGUAACAUAUUUUUUAAUUAAUUGUUUUAGACCAGCAUCACUAGGAGCAUUAUUAGGUAUAAUUUGUGCCUUAAUUCCUUGGCUAAAGGCUUUAUUCGUCCAUACAUAUGUUCAUGUCCAUCAAGCCCCCGAUGGGGAACCAGUAUUAAACUUUUUGAUGGAUUUCACAUCAUAUAUUGGUAAUGCCUGUAUCCCAUUGGGACUGUUAAUGUUAGGAGGUACAUUGGCACGUUUAAAGAUUACUACGUUACCAAAGGGGUUCAUUAGAUCUGCAAUUUUAAUGACACUUUUUAGAUUAGUUGUUAUUCCAAUUAUUGGCGUAGCAUGGGCAAAUAAACUUUACGAUAUUAAUUGGCUAGAGACUGACAUUAGUAAGUUUGCUGUUAUAUUAACUUUUGCUAUGCCUAAUGCUACUGCGCAAGUGUAUUUUACAGCAUUCUAUACUCCAACUGAUGGAUCACAUCUACAAUUGGACUGUCUUUCAGUGUUCUUUUUGAUUCAGUAUAUGAUAUUGUUCAUUACUUUAUCAAUUGUUUUGACAUACACUUUGAAAGUCGAUUUAAAAGUUUAA
Naumovozyma dairenensis CBS 421 is the source of this 1806-nucleotide messenger RNA. RefSeq lists its product as uncharacterized. Gene Ontology annotation, biological process: transmembrane transport. NCBI's taxonomy places the organism in Eukaryota, Fungi, Ascomycota, Saccharomycetes, Saccharomycetales, Saccharomycetaceae. The transcript has a single exon. The record is from RefSeq and is a predicted model, not a curated record. Bases 1 to 1806 code for a protein of 601 amino acids. Gene Ontology annotation, cellular component: membrane.